Trichoplax adhaerens is the source of this 513-nucleotide messenger RNA. RefSeq lists its product as uncharacterized. Bases 1 to 513 code for a protein of 170 amino acids. Lineage: Eukaryota; Metazoa; Placozoa; Uniplacotomia; Trichoplacea; Trichoplacidae. The record is from RefSeq and is a predicted model, not a curated record. The transcript is spliced from 5 exons.
AUGACCCCACGUCUGCGACAAUAUUUUAGAAGAAAUAUAUACAGACCGUUCCGAACGGUUUUGAAAAUCGUUCUUUAUCGGGGUGAACAAUCGUAUCGUAAACCAGGAUCGUUGCUGUACGCAUGCUCAGCAUUUAGCGGCCAAUAUCGGACGAUAAAACUAGGAAUGGAAGUCAGUUCUAGCGGAAUACAUGCAGUAGCUGACCAAGCGAAAAGAUUUUCCAGAGACUUGUUCAACGAUAUUACCAAUAUAAAAGACACAUUAGACAAAAUUCAUGCGCUUGAAGCAGAAUCAUGUACACAGGAAGAACUGCUAUCGGCUGAGGAUCACUUAAAAAAGCUAAAGACUGCCUAUAUAACCAGUCAUAGCAAGAAAGAAUUAUACGCUUUGCUAACCAAUCCCAAUCCAUUACAGCUACUGAAUGAUAUAUCUGAAGAUAGUGAAAACGGUAAAGAUUUUAAUGAAUAUACUGUAGUAAGCACCGCCAGACUAUCUAUAACUACUAUGGAAUAG